GGGCAGGUCACAGGUGGCUACCGAUCGCGCAAUGUAUCGGCCCGUGGUGUUGUGAGUGGAGGGGGCAGGUGAGAGGAGAGGGAGGGAGGAGGGGUAGGCGUAGGGGUAGGGGGGUUGGGCCAGGCCGACGAAGCAGAGGUUCAUGACCCUCUAUCAGACACGACAGAAUUUGUUGCACGGCGAGCCGGUAAAGAAGAAGAGGGGUCGGCGACAUCAUCCCGUACUAGCUGCGUGGCUGACCCCAGUUGCGGCAGUCUCAGGCGCGGACUAGACAGGCGGGCGUCGCAAACCAGUCGGAGAGAGGUGACGAGUUCGACGAACGAUCCAAAGCAGCAGCCAUGGCCGCCACCACCUUGGCAGCAGUCGCCGCAGCCAACUCGGCCAUCCUGAGCGCGCCCAUCGCGAGCUCAGCCAGGAGAGAGCGCAGCUUCUCCAGCGCUCAGGUCAACCGCGCCUUCUUUGGCAAGGGCCUCGGCUUCGUGCCGUCGUCCCAGCAGCUCAGCCUGACCCGCACCACCGACGCCUUCGUUGUCAGGGCCGCCAAGAAGGAUGAGACCUCUGUGAUUGCGCCCCUGAACGGGGAUCCCUUCAUUGGCAUGCUGGAGACGCCAGUGACUUCAAGCCCUCUGGUGGGCUGGUUCCUGUCCAAUCUCCCCGCGUACCAAACGUCGGUCAAUCCCCUUUUGAGGGGUGUGGAGGUGGGGCUUGCCCACGGCUAUCUCCUGGUUGGCCCGUUCGUGCGCCUGGGCCCUCUCCGGAACACGGAUCUGGCUUUGUCAUCUGGAUCAGCGGCGGCAGCGGGACUGGUGGUCAUUCUGUCGGUAUGCCUGAGCAUGUACGGAAUCGUGACAUUCCCAGAGGGUGCAUCUAGCGGGGGGUUGAAGACGCUGACGCUCACAGGGAGGGAGAAGGAGGCGGACAAGCUCCAGAGCGCCGACGGGUGGGCAGGGUUCACCGGUGGGUUCAUCUUCGGAGGCCUGUCGGGUGUCGCUUGGGCCUACUUCCUCCUCAACAACAUCCAAUACCCUCUGUAGAGCAGCAACAUCUGGACAAAAUAUAUGUGUAUUUAUGUAUUUAUGUAAAACAUAACACUUUCACGUACUCUCACCUUCACCUCACCCCUCUCGAGGUGUUAACACUCACGCCUUCAUCUUCUUUCCUCUCUCUAUUCCACUUCCUUCCUCCUCUUCCUCUUUCUCUCCUUCCUCACCCUUCUUUCUCUCCAGUGCCUUCCCCUUCUCUCUCUCUCUCUCUCUCUCUCUCUCUC
This is a messenger RNA of Chara braunii, 1267 nucleotides long. NCBI's taxonomy places the organism in Eukaryota, Viridiplantae, Streptophyta, Charophyceae, Charales, Characeae. The record is from the annotation of a GenBank genome assembly.